CUUGCGGAGUAUAAGUAGCGUAGCACGUGGAAUGCUCGCGCAGUUGUAGCAAAACGAUCGACGCGUGCAGGAGAGAGAGAGCGCAGCAAUAAACAGCGUUCAUUGAAUGCCGACUCUACCUUGUGCCUUGUGAAAUCAGUUCCACGACGAGAGAGUGCUCUGCUCGACACGGCGCGGCAAUGGAGGGAGCUGUGGGCAUCGCGCCGGAUUUGUUGGUGAAAAUGUUGUCUUGCUCCGACAGUCACACCUUGAUUCUGGACUGUCGACCGUUCAUGGCCUUCAACAAGGGACACAUAGUGGGAGCCAUCAACGUUCACUGUCCACCCAUACUCAAGAGGCGUUCAGGCGGCUUCGUUGCCUUGGAGAACAUCGUACCGUGUGCGGAGAAGCGUGAGAAACUUGUGAGUGGACAGUACGCGCGGGUGGUGGCCUAUGACCAGUGCACCAGUGAGCUGGCGUUCGCUGCCACGGAUUCCAUCUUGUACUCAGUGGUGAAAAGUCUUUUGCAGCAAGUGGAUAUAGAACACGUGUUUUAUGUUGUUGGUGGCUACGACGCCCUGUGUGAUGAAUGCCCCUUGCUGUGCGCCACGCAGCAGUUCUCUCCCUUGUCUGGGACAAGGUCGCUGGAGGAUCAGUCUCACUCGGAUGAUGACGAGCCUGUGGAAAUCCUACCCUACCUUUACCUCGGUAACGUGCACCACUCCUCUUGCCGGCAGCUAUUGCAGCGCCUGGGGGUCACAGCCCUGCUGAACGUCUCCACCAGCUGUGCCAACCACUUCCCGAGCCUCUUCCAGUACCUCACCAUCCCCGUCAACGACAGCGCCUCGGAGGAUCUGGCCACCUGGUUCUCCACGGCUAACGACUUCAUCGAUUCCAUAAAGCAGAACGGCGGGAAAGUGCUGGUGCAUUGCCAUGCCGGGCGGAGUAGGUCUGCCACCGUGUGCCUGGCCUACCUGAUGCGCACCUGUCAUCUGUCUCUCGACGCCGCCUAUGAGCACGUGCGCACGCGACGCGAGGUCAUCGACCCCAACCUCAACUUCAUGCAGCAGCUGCAGGACUACGGGCACCGCAUAGAUCGCGGCGAGGUGCCCCGCACGCCCACCGCAGUCCCCUUGACACCCUGCGCCUCCAGGUCCCGCUCGUCCCCUCAGACUCCCUGUCCUCUGUCCCUGGGGGACGGCAGCUCGGAUCUUCCGACUCUUCUUCUAACGACAGAUUCCUCCGACGAUCUCGAACUCCCCCCGUACACGUCCAGCAGAGCUUCCGCCCCCGCCUUCGUCCGCAGCCACCCCGUCCGACAUGCCCUGCUUUUUUUCCUUCUCCAAUCCGGACUUCAUGAUUCCAAGAUCUCUGGCCUUGACCCCACUUCCCUUGCCUAGUUAGUGCAGCUGGAGGGAGGUUCUGGAGACAUGACGAGGCCGUUGUUUCUGCCGGAUGCUUGACCAAAGACGCUUAGUCCUACGACCUGGAUCUCGAUGUGUAGGUGUGUGUGUGUGGAUGAACCAUUGCGAUUGUGCCUGUGUACCUCGUUCUGUGGAGUACGUUCUCCAUGUGGAUGAGUGCUUGGCGAACAUUUUCUCGAGUGCUGACGACGAGGACUAAGCUGUCUGACAGACUAACCAUCAACUCAAGUUGUGUCGGGGUCGCAUGCUUCUGCAAAACACUGCGAUGCUGCAUGACUCUUGGAGUUCCUGAAAUAAUUGAAUAAUUUUUGUUAAAGGAAAAAGGGAGACACAUGUUUUAGAGUUAUUCCAACUGAAGCUCAGGUUUCUGCUGAAGCAAUAUAUUUUUGUUGUUGUUGUUGAGAAGACGCAUGAACGAACGAUUUCAUUCCUUUCUAAUAUACUGUGAACUACAGGAAAAUGUCUUUUUUUUUCGAAGUAUCUGUUUAAAUGUGUAAGUGUUUUUUCGGGUACACGAUUUAGUAACAUGUGAUUCUGGGCUGGUCGUCAGCCCUAGCGUGAGGUUUGAACCUGAACUACUGCCAAUGCCAUAAUAACAAGCGUGCUUCACCGCAGCACGAGACUGUUUACUUCUAAGUGCCGUUACUGGAAUAUUUAUCUCCUUGUGGGGGUCAAUCUCGAGAGUUUACCCAUAUUAAAUAAGAUUGUCUUCAUCUUGUUUUUCUGUCUAAUCCAAUCAAUUCUGACCAGCGAAUCUGUAUUUAAUUGUCUAAGUCGGUCGCUGUCCAAUCGUCCAACCAAUCAGUCUCUGUGUAUCAUGCCUCUUUCUUCAUGCAGUCUCUCUGUCCACUUCUGGUCUCUAUCAUCAUGCCUUAAUGUCCAGAUGACUGCAUUCAAGACAUGCGUCCUCCAUGAUGACCACAGCAUUAACUUGAAUGAACACUGCUGCUUGUGAAGAAGUGAAUACCGUGUUCGUACAUUGACUGAAGCCUGUACCAUUGCCCUCGUACAUUUGUACACCUUUAACAAAUCACAGGAACAUAACCACCUGUGACAAACUGCUGGGGUUGUUAAUAGUGUCAUUGAACGACUUUUAUUCCUUGUCUUACUUAGUUUACUGAACACAAGAGCUGCUGUGUUGAGUGUAUUUUAGGCUCAAUUUUAUUUGCAUGUCUGUUAGAAUUCUGUGCAGUUUUUUUAAAAAUCAAACAUUGUAUCGCCUCGGUAAUUCCGUUUAAUGCUGGGCAAAAAGUAAAAAUUUAACAACACUUCCUGUGUUAGAUUUACACAUAAAAUGGCUAUUUUCACAAAUUAGAAUUAAAUAUUUAAUGCCUUUAAAGGGAAGGGGGAAGUAAGCCAGAUGUCCGGAAGCGGAAAUCUGGCGCCGGCAAUGUAGAGAGAGAGUUUGAGCAGUUUAUUGCAGACGAGAGGACACAUCACAAUGUUUGAAGCUCUUGAUGAUCACUAGUAACGGAAUAAGCAUUAGAGAUUUAAAAAAAAAGUUUCAUAUUCGCUAGGGAGGGUAACAUAAAGUUUUAGCAAGUAAUGCGGAGGACGAGAAGGGUGGGUGAGGUGCUAAGUGGCUGGGAGGGGAUGGCGGGGGUAGAGGCGCAAACAAAUCUUUAAGGAAUGGCUACUAAGCAAGGAAAGCCGGUAUUUUAGGAAUGAACGCUUAGUCGCCGAGGAUAUGUUAGCUACGCUCGGCUCACAGUUUCCAUCAAACGUUUUGAGAGUUGCUUGCAAUCAUCAAGACCGCUUUUGCUCGUCCCGCAGUCAUCUUCAAUGUCGGUCCUUCCCUCACAACCCGCUUGUGUAUGUUUGUGAGUAGGCGCUAGGUGGCUGGCUGUUACACACACACCCCGCACAUGGGUGCUUGAUGCGGGUGGAGCUGGCCAGCCAGCUCGGGCAUUCACACAGGUGUGGGGAGAGAGAGGGAGCAGGCAGAGGUGCGAGAUAUAGCUUGAGCGUUCUGUUGUCAAGGUGCCACCGCACCUUCAGGAAGAAUGAAUACACGCUCGUGUUGGUGAGACAACAGUGUGUGUGUGUGCAUGCAUGCGCUAACAAACCGAGCUAAGCAGUCGCUGGUCUGAGGAAACUCUGAAUACGAGACUGUUUACCUCGCUUCCUAUACGCGGCCUGGUUUUCUUUCUUUUUCUUUCUAUUUUUUUUUCUUCUCCAUAUUCCCUGAACAAAGAAUCUUUUCUUAUUUUCACACCCCUCUUCUGCAGCUCCCUUCCCGUCCCCGGCUUACAGUGAACCAGACCCACCCCCGCACUCUCCACCCCAGUCCACCCGCCCACGCAUUUUCGUGCAUGCGAGAUUUAGCCGUGGCUAAUGACGGCACGAAAGGAAGCAGCAUGGCGGAGAGAUCAACUCGUCGGUCCACGGCCACUAAGGCGGACAAGCAGCUCCUGUCAACUGCCAGCUAGUAAACAUCGAAAACAUUCCUACAUCAGCUCCAGGGUUUUAGCUAAGAAACACCCAUCAGUGGCCUUAUUCACGAGCCGAAACAAGCAGCGCCUCUCUCUCGAGCUCGUGGGCGUCAGCGGAUAUGACGUCAUUGCAGCUGCAAAGGGAAAAGGUGCAUAACGGUCUCUACUAUGACUGAGAAUAGCGUGUGCACCAAAAAAA
Molecule: messenger RNA, 4034 nt
Organism: Pomacea canaliculata
Lineage: Eukaryota; Metazoa; Mollusca; Gastropoda; Architaenioglossa; Ampullariidae
Product: dual specificity protein phosphatase 1-like
Biological process (GO): negative regulation of MAPK cascade; protein dephosphorylation
Cellular component (GO): nucleus; cytoplasm
Molecular function (GO): MAP kinase tyrosine/serine/threonine phosphatase activity; protein tyrosine/threonine phosphatase activity
Source: RefSeq, a predicted model, not a curated record